Molecule: messenger RNA, 2339 nt
Organism: Telopea speciosissima
Lineage: Eukaryota; Viridiplantae; Streptophyta; Magnoliopsida; Proteales; Proteaceae
Product: protein S-acyltransferase 24
Exons: 13
Coding region: 229-2088 (619 amino acids)
Biological process (GO): protein palmitoylation
Cellular component (GO): Golgi membrane
Molecular function (GO): protein binding; palmitoyltransferase activity
Source: RefSeq, a predicted model, not a curated record
AAGGAAGAGGAGAGAGACUCAACCCACCCCAGUCAACACGGAAGGCGGCUUACAUCCAUCUCUCUCUUCUCCGUUCCUUUCUUCAGUUCUUCCCUCCUUCGAUGAAACCCUAGAGCCUGUAAAUUUGAAUAUACAGAGGUGGUGUGAGAGACGAAUCAAAGCAUUCUCUCUCGAAUUGCACAAAUGUUCGACCUCCUCUGAUGAAUUGGCGUAAUUCCCGGAAUAGAGAUGACAUCCGAGAUCGAGGUCGUUGAUGAAGGAGAAAACCCGACGGGUUCGAACUGUGGACUUUCAACGGAGACGACUGCCAUCGGUGCAGGCGAUGAGAUUCUUCGGAACGAUGUGUACACUGCAGCGGCGUACGGUGACUUAGAGAAGUUGCAGAGGUUGGUGGAGCGUGAAGGGUGUUCAGUAUGUGAGCCAGAUGGGCUUGGGUAUUAUGCGUUGCAGUGGGCGGCUUUGAACAAUAGGACCGCGGCCGCGCAGUAUAUUAUUGAGCGAGGAGGAGAUGUGAAUGCAGCCGAUCACACUGGGCAAACAGCAUUGCAUUGGAGUGCUGUGCGGGGAGCGAUCCAGGUCGCUGAGCUAUUACUCCAGGAGGGUGCUCGUGUGGAUGCUGCUGAUUUAUAUGGUUAUCAGACAACUCAUGUUGCAGCUCAAUAUGGUCAAACAGCUUACCUUUAUCAUGUUGUUACAAAAUGGAACGCUGAUCCUGAUGUUCCUGAUAACGAUGGAAGAAGUCCUCUACACUGGGCUGCCUAUAAAGGUUUUGCCGAUUGUAUACGACUUCUUCUUUUUCUGGAUGCGUAUAGGGGACGACAGGAUAAAGAGGGUUGUACCCCCCUACAUUGGGCUGCUAUUCGGGGGAAUCUAGAGGCAUGCACAGUCUUAGUGCAGGCAGGGAAGAAAGAAGACUUGAUGGUGACUGAUAACACUGGCUUUACACCAGCACAGCUUGCUUCUGAUAAGAAUCACCGACAAAUUGCUUUUUUUCUUGGGAAUGCCAGAAGGUUGUUUGAUAAACGCUGUGAUGGAAACAGCCGCCUGGGGAAAAUUUCAAAGCUAGGACUUGCACCUGUACUUUGGUGUAUAAUACCUAUGUUACUAGUGACCUAUAUUCAUUCUGUCAUCAUUGCAUCAAACCUGCCGAAGUUAACACCUGGAUUUGGGCUUUUUGCAUGGUUGGGUGUUUUUCUUGCGACUGCUGGUCUAGUGAUGUUUUACAGGUGUAGCAGGAAGGAUCCCGGUUACAUCAGAAUGAAUGCACAUGAUUCCCAGAAUCUGAAAGAUGAUGAACCUUUGCUGAAGAUUGAGGUUGGUCAUCCUGCUUUGCUAGCUGGGAAUUGGUCUCAGCUCUGUGCCACAUGCAAGAUUGUCAGGCCUCUUCGUGCAAAACACUGCUCCACCUGUGAUCGUUGUGUUGAACAAUUUGAUCAUCACUGCCCUUGGGUUUCAAAUUGUAUUGGCAAGAAAAAUAAAUGGGAUUUCUUCAUGUUUCUUUUUCUAGAAAUAUCCGCAAUGCUGAUUACUGGUGUAGUUGCUUUUACAAGAGUCUUGAAGGAUCCAACAGCUCCAUCUUCUUUUGGAGCAUUUAUUAAUCAUGCUGGCACUCACCAUGUGGGGUCUUUGUCAUUUCUGAUUGUGGACUUCUUCCUCUUCUUUGGUGUUGCAGUCUUGACUGUUGUGCAGGCUUCACAGAUAUCCCGAAACAUCACAACAAAUGAAAUGGCAAAUGCUAUGCGUUAUAGCUACCUAAGGGGGUCCAAUGGUCGAUUCAGAAAUCCAUAUGAUCAUGGCAUACGGAAGAAUUGUUCAGAUUUCUUGAUCAAUGGCUACAAUGAGGAUGUGGAAUGCAUAGAAGAACCUAACCAUGAGGAGAUUGGAAUGAUGCAGAUGGCUAGGAAUUCGAAUGUGCAAAAUGGAGAGGCACAUUCUCACCAUGGCAAUACGAAUGGCCAUGUUUCUGUUGAUGUAGAUUCUUCUAAGAACCCAACAACUCAUCGUGGACACACACACUCCUCCCAGUGCAACCAUAAUAGCCAUGGAAAGGCCAAUGGUGUUCCAUUAGGGUUGGGUAUUGGCCUAUGACAGAACAAUGCCUGUUCUGUUGUAGCCUCAUGAUUUGUGUCACUCAAUCUCCACUAGGUGGUCAAAUUGUCCUCUUGUAGCAGUUACUGUUCAUAUGCAUACACCUAGUUAGUUUUUAGUUAAUUUCUUAUUUCAGUUUUCUGUGUUUACAGUACUCUCUGCAAAUUUGUAUCUCUAUUCUUUUGUAUAAUUUGAUGUGAUAAAGCAUUAGCAUUGAACAGAAAUGUAAAACUGCUUUGGUUUUGAGUGCA